This is a messenger RNA of Lates calcarifer (barramundi perch), 1990 nucleotides long. It is a transcript of the gene surf4, whose product is annotated as surfeit 4. The record is from RefSeq and is a predicted model, not a curated record. The transcript has 6 exons. Gene Ontology annotation, cellular component: membrane; endoplasmic reticulum; endoplasmic reticulum-Golgi intermediate compartment. NCBI's taxonomy places the organism in Eukaryota, Metazoa, Chordata, Actinopteri, Centropomidae. The coding region runs from base 174 to 983 and encodes 269 amino acids. Gene Ontology annotation, biological process: Golgi organization.
AAAUCGCGGGGCAUUGUGGGGCGGAGGCGGCCUUUCUCUGCGUCCAGGCGAUCGGGAAAUCUUCAAGUAAAUAACGUUAACAGGGGGAGGAACAGUCGUAGCGGAAAACCCAACACAUAAGAAAUUGUGUUGAGCUGAGCCUAAAUUAUUAAAUACCGUAAUAUUACACGAAUAUGGGGCAGGAGGAUCUCAUGAACACAGCCGAAGACGUGGCGGACCAGUUCUUGCGGGUAACCAAACAGUACCUGCCCCACCUGGCGCGUCUGUGUCUCAUCAGCACCUUCCUGGAAGAUGGCAUCCGCAUGUGGUUCCAGUGGAAUGAGCAGAGAGACUACAUCGAGGCUACCUGGAGCUGUGGCUACUUUCUGGCUACGUGCUUUGUGCUGCUUAACCUCAUAGGACAGCUGGGUGGUUGUGUCCUCAUCCUCAGUAGAAAUUUUGUACAGUAUGCCUGCUUUGGAUUAUUUGGCAUCAUAGCACUACAGACUGUCGCAUACAGCAUUUUAUGGGACCUUAAAUUUUUGAUGAGAAACCUUGCCCUCGGAGGUGGUCUGCUCCUGCUGCUGGCCGAGUCUCGUUCAGAAGGAAAGAGCAUGUUUGCUGGAGUCCCGUCCAUGGGAGAGAGCUCGCCAAAGCAGUACAUGCAGCUGGGCGGCCGAGUACUGCUAGUGCUCAUGUUCAUGACCCUGCUACACUUCGACUCCAGCUUCUUCUCCAUUCUGCAGAACAUGGUGGGGACCGCCCUCAUCAUCCUGGUGGCCAUCGGCUUCAAAACCAAGCUGGCGGCGUUGACCCUCGUUGUCUGGCUCCUGGCCAUCAACGUCUACUUCAACGCUUUCUGGACCAUCCCCGCCUACAAGCCCAUGCACGACUUCCUCAAGUACGACUUCUUCCAGACCACCUCGGUCAUCGGUGGCCUGCUGUUGGUGGUGGCGCUCGGGCCUGGUGGAGUGUCCAUGGAUGAGAAGAAGAAAGAGUGGUAGGCAAAGUGGGGAUGAGAUAAGAGGAUUGCCCAGCACCACUAACUUCCCCCAAGACCGGGACACAAAGACCCUCCCUCUCCUCCAGUUUCCCCCUCACCAGGGUACACAGUUUCUUUUUCUAGCUUAUUUUAUGUUUGGCCAAAUCCCACAGACACCAUCUCAGAGCUAUUUUUAUUUUUUAGUUGAACAUGAUAUUGCCAGGUUUUUUCUAAGCCCCUAAAAAAAGCCCAUGUAUUUCAAAGAGCAAAGAAAACAGUGGAAAAGAAGAUUUAUUUGUUCUGUGUUCAGAAGACAAAUGAAAAUAAUUUAUUGUGUUUAAUGGGUGUUAUGGCGUACGCUACCAUAGAAUGAUUUUCAUAUUUUCUGAAUAAAACUGACAAAGUGGAGAGAGAGCAGCAGUUUGCCCCCCCCCCUCCAUGGAUGCUGAUCGUUUUCUGUCUUUGGAUCUUGGAAACCCUGGGCACUGAUUUGACAGCAACUUGCCUCAACUCUCCAGGUUUCAUCUCCCCUCUUUUUCUUUUUUUUUUUUUUUUUUUAAACCCUACCCUUCCAGUACAUCUACACACCUUCAAUCUCAACUGACUCCUCUUCACGGGGGAGCUGAAUCUUGGGUGGGUGGGGGGGCAUGUACAUUGUAUAGUGGUGGAUUGCAGUCGUGCUUGAUUGAAAAUUUCAACACAGUUGUUAGUUCCAGGACUUGUUAUUGGGCACUUUGUACUGUACGUCUUUGGCAAAUGCCUAACUAGUGAACUGUAUAUGAUCUGGGAUAAAUAGGGGGGGAGGCUCAGCAUUUGUGAAACACCAUAUUCUGCGAUCUAGAAAAGCAAAGAGGACUAAGCAGAGUCACUAGCCACCUGGACUUUGUCUUUGCUCAGUGUUUUUUGCCUUGUGUAAGAAAAUUAAAAAAAAUAUUCAGUGUAUUGAUUUUCAGAAGUUUAUAUUGUAUUUUUGAUCAUUUGUUUUUUUGAUUUUGAAAGUUCAUGGCGAAUAAAAAUUCAGAAAUAUAA